GGUACAUAACAAUAACAAUAAUACGCUCUCAAGGCAAAAUCUCUCUGGAUCCCUAUUCCCUCCAUAGAAUAGAAAUACAAGACUAGAGAGCCCUCUCUCUCUCCCUCCCAAAACAUCCUCUACUGCCUUUGCUUCUAGAUCGACCGAGCCUUCUUCGCCUGCUUCUAGGUUAUUUCUCUUAACUGCGUGGUUUCUGAACUGCUUAAAAGAUGCUUCCUCUUUCUCUGCUUAAGACAGCCCAAGGGCACCCUAUGUUGGUGGAACUGAAGAAUGGUGAGACUUACAAUGGACAUUUAGUUAAUUGUGAUACAUGGAUGAACAUUCAUCUUCGUGAAGUCAUUUGUACUUCUAAGGAUGGAGACAGGUUUUGGCGAAUGCCUGAAUGCUACAUCCGGGGGAAUACAAUUAAGUAUCUCCGAGUUCCUGACGAGGUGAUUGACAAAGUUCAAGAAGAAACUAAGAGUCGAUCAGAUAGGAAACCACCUGGAGUAGGACGUGGCAGAGGAAGAGGUAGGGAGGAUGGUCCAGGUGGACGACAGCCUAAAGGGAUUGGCCGUGGACUAGACGAUGGAGGUGCUAAAGGCCCUGGUGGAGGCCGUGGCAGGGGUGGAUCUGGAGGUAGAGCUGGUGGAAGCAGAGGUGGGGGCCGAGGGCGUGGUUGAUUUGGUUAGUUGGUGAAACUAAAUAUUGGACCAUUGGCUGCUUUUAGAGGCAUAUUGGUUCCAUGUUUCAAGUCAAAUGUCCCGAGUUUCUUGCCUCCGAUAUCAUUAUUACUGUCGUGUAACUCAUUUGGAAAGUCGCUUUUUUAAGUAGCAAAUGUAGCUAGUGUUUUUUUUUUUUCCUUUUUACUGUUUUACAUUUACUAGAAGCUAAAUUAUUGUUUCAUUUUGGGUGCUGGGUUUGAGGAAUAUAUGCGUGCUUUUGCCCUAGUACUGUAAUUUCUGCUUGGCCUUAUAUGUUCUCUUUUUGUUUAAUGAUUAAAAUCCAAUUAAAUUGUCUUUU
Messenger RNA from Humulus lupulus (European hop), 1002 nucleotides. Its product is annotated as probable U6 snRNA-associated Sm-like protein LSm4. Gene Ontology annotation, cellular component: U6 snRNP; spliceosomal tri-snRNP complex; P-body. NCBI's taxonomy places the organism in Eukaryota, Viridiplantae, Streptophyta, Magnoliopsida, Rosales, Cannabaceae. The record is from RefSeq and is a predicted model, not a curated record. The transcript is spliced from 8 exons. Gene Ontology annotation, molecular function: U6 snRNA binding. The coding region runs from base 210 to 662 and encodes 150 amino acids. Gene Ontology annotation, biological process: mRNA splicing, via spliceosome; nuclear-transcribed mRNA catabolic process; spliceosomal snRNP assembly.